AUGUCGAGCCCCGGCCCUGCCUUGAGCCAAGGCGUCGGGUAUGGCAUCAUCCUCGGCCUCGGCCUGGCCUUUGCCGUCUUCAUGAUUGCCAUCACGCACAUCCUCAAGCGCUUCAACAACGAGGUCCAGACGUCGGAAAUGUUCAACACGGCCGGCCGCGCCGUCAAGUCGGGGCUCGUCGCCUCGGCCGUCGUCUCGUCGUGGACGUGGGCGGCGACGCUGCUGCAGAGCUCGGGCGUCUGCUACCGGUACGGCGUGUCGGGCCCCUUUUGGUACGCGAGCGGCGCGACGGUGCAGAUCCUGCUCUUCGCGACGCUCGCCAUCACGCUCAAGAAGCGCGCCCCCAACGCGCACACCUUCCUCGAGGCCAUCCGCGCCCGCUACGGCGCCCCCGCGCACUUCACCUUCAUCGUCUUCGGCGUCUUCACAAACACCCUCGUCUCGCUCAUGCUCAUCGCCGGCUGCGCCGCCACCCUCCACGCGCUGACGGGCGUCCACGCCGUCGCCGCCAUCUUCCUCCUCCCCCUGCCCGUCACCACCUACACCUUUGUCGGUGGGCUCAAGGCCACCUUCAUCACCGACUACGUCCACGGCUUCGCCCUCCUGCUCAUCAUCAUCUACUUUGCCCUCAAGGCCUACGCCACCUCCGACCUGCUCGGCAGCCCCUCGCGCGUCUACGACCUCCUCGUCGAGGCCGCCCGCUCGCAUCCCGUCGACGGCAACGCCGAGGGCUCCUACCUGACCAUGCGGUCGCAGGGCGGCGUCAUCUUCUUCGUCAUCAACAUCGUCGGCAACUUCGGCACCGUCUUCCUCGACAACGGCUACUACAACAAGGCCAUCGCCGCCAACCCCGUGGCCGCCCUCCCGGGCUACGUCAUGGGCGGGCUCGCCUGGUUCGCCAUCCCCUGGCUCACGGCCACGACGCUCGGCCUGGCCGCCAUCGCCCUCGAGUCGAACCCCGUCUUCCCCACCUUCCCCGACCGCAUGAGCGAGGCCGACAUCUCCGCCGGCCUGGCCCUCCCCUACGGCGCCCUCGCGCUCGCCGGCAAGGGCGGCGCCGUGGCCGUCUGCCUCAUGAUCUUCCUCGCCUGCACCAGCAGCUUCAACUCGGAGCUCGUGGCCACGUCCACCAUCUUCACCUACGACAUCUACCGCACCUACUUCCGCCCCAACGCCAGCGGCAAGCACCUCAUCUGGAUGUCACACAUCUGCAUGGUCGUCUACACGGUCAUCAUCUGCUGCAUCUCCGUCGGCCUCUGGUACAACGGCAUCUCCAUGGGCUACCUGUACCUGCUCAUGGGCGUCCUCAUCUCCGCCGCCGUCCUCCCCGCCACCCUGGCCCUCCUCUGGCGCGGCCAGAACCGCUGGGCCGCCACCCUCUCGCCCAUCCUCGGCACCGUGUGCGCCAUCGUCGCCUGGCUCGUCACCGCCAAGAAGACGUGCGGCGCCCUCGACGUCGAGUGCACCGGGUCCAACGACCCCAUGCUGGCGGGCAACGUCACCGCCCUCCUGUCGCCCCUCCUCUUCGUGCCCAUACUGUGCCUCGUCUUCGGCGUCGACAAGUACGACUGGCAGUCCAUGCUGGAGAUUCGCAAAGCAGACGACCACGACAUGCUGCAGGGCUCCGAGGUGGAUCCCGAGGUCCAGCGCGAGCGGGAGCUCGCCCAGGAAGCCAACCACCAGCAGGAGCAGCUCAAGCUGAAGCGCGCCUUCAAGAUUGCAGCCAUCAUUACGGUUACCAUGGCACUGUCGUUCCUCGUCCUCUGGCCGAUGCCCAUGUACGGGAGUGGAUACAUAUUCUCCAAAAAGUUCUUCACCGGCUGGGUCACCGUCGGCAUCAUCUGGAUCUUCUGCUCCUUCAUCGCCGUCGCCAUCUACCCCGCGUGGGAGAGCAGAGCGACGCUGAUUCGCGUCACCACUGUCAUGUUGACGGGCAAGGCGCCGCGCCGCCACACGGUCAUCGAGGCCGAGACGACAGAGGUCGAGUCGAGCGGGACGGCGACGCCCGUCAAGGUAGAGCGGGAUACAAAGGCGUAA
This is a messenger RNA of Purpureocillium takamizusanense, 2037 nucleotides long. It is a transcript of the gene DUR3, whose product is annotated as urea active transporter. Gene Ontology annotation, cellular component: plasma membrane. The coding region runs from base 1 to 2037 and encodes 678 amino acids. Gene Ontology annotation, molecular function: urea transmembrane transporter activity; putrescine transmembrane transporter activity; spermidine transmembrane transporter activity. Lineage: Eukaryota; Fungi; Ascomycota; Sordariomycetes; Hypocreales; Ophiocordycipitaceae. The transcript has 3 exons. The record is from RefSeq and is a predicted model, not a curated record. Gene Ontology annotation, biological process: urea transmembrane transport; putrescine transport; spermidine transport.